Messenger RNA from Oryza sativa Japonica Group (Japanese rice), 2240 nucleotides. RefSeq names its product indole-2-monooxygenase. Lineage: Eukaryota; Viridiplantae; Streptophyta; Magnoliopsida; Poales; Poaceae. The record is from RefSeq and is a predicted model, not a curated record. Gene Ontology annotation, molecular function: oxidoreductase activity, acting on paired donors, with incorporation or reduction of molecular oxygen; iron ion binding; heme binding.
CAGGGGUCUAUUUCUAAAAUAAUUUUUUACAAGGAACAAAAAUUGAAAAAAAAUCCAGCCAUGGGUGCUACGAACGGUCCAAGAGAUAAAAGAGCAGAUGGCAUGUCAUUGUCAGUGUUUCCCUGCAAAACAAGUUUCACGUUCCUUUUUUUUAAAAAAAAACAGAAGUUUCAGUGCCACCCAGAACAAAAUUAUGUAUAUAGGGCAUCGUAUCUUCGAAACAAAACCAUACUUUAACAGAGGAGUACGUCGGUCAUUUUUACUUUAAUUAAGUACAGGACACGUCAGUCGAUCCCCACAGUCUUCUUCCUCUAUAGAUCAAUAAUGAAACCACCCACAAGGAAUGCUCCCACUCAAAAUUCAUUCCUCGAUUCAUCUACCUAGCUAGCUUGCUUGCUCUUCGAAGGCCACUAAUUGCGCAGGCGCAGCAAUAUUGAAUGGCCCAAAUGCUAGCAGCCUUCCUCCUUGAUGGCCUGAUCAGCCAUGAGCACGGCCACGAAUCGCUGGGAGCUCCUCCACAGGCCGGCACCAUGGCGUGGUACUCUCUCGUGCUCAUGACGUCCUUGUUGUUCCCUCUCCUUGUCCUACUUGUUAUGCGCUGCUAUGUCACAAGGUCCGGCGCCAAGCUACUCGACAAGCUCCCCUCGGUACCUGGCAGGCUUCCGGUGAUCGGUCACCUGCACCUCAUCGGCUCCUUGCCCCACAUCUCCCUCCGCGACCUUGCCACUAAGCAUAGCCCUGACAUGAUGCUCCUCCACCUCGGCGCCGUGCCAACCCUAGUGGUGUCAUCCUCUCGUGUGGCACAAUCCAUCCUACACACGCACGAUGACAUAUUCGCAUCACGGCCCUACUCUCCUAUAGCCAACAUCCUCUUUUACGGUGCAACAGAUGUCGGCUUCUCCCCGUACAACGAGUAUUGGCGGCAAAUCAAGAAGAUCACCACCACACAUCUCUUGACUAUGAAGAAGGUGCGCUCCUAUGUGUCGGCACGACAACGGGAGGUGAGGAUAGUAAUGGCCAGGAUCACUGAGGCGGCGUCCAAACAUGUGGUAGUGGACCUGACCGAGAUGUUAAGUUGCUACUCCAAUAACAUAGUGUGUCACGCAGUGUGUGGCAAGUUCUCCCUGAAAGAAGGUUGGAAUCAACUACUUCGGGAGCUGGUCAAGGUAAACACAUCGCUACUUGGUGGCUUCAACAUUGAGGACUACUUUCCUAGCUUUACAAGGCUGGCCGCAGUUAGGAGAUUGCUACUGUCAUGCGCCAAAGCACACAACAUCAACAAGAGAUGGGACCAGCUGCUAGAAAAGCUCAUUGACGACCAUACUACCAAGCAUAUCAGGUCUUCCUCGAUGCUCAACCACUACGAUGAGGAAGCAGGUUUCAUCGAUGUCCUACUCUCUAUUCAGCACGAAUAUGGCCUAACUAAAGAUAACAUCAAGGCAAACUUGGCGGCCAUGCUCAUGGCUGGCAUGGACACGUCAUUCAUCGAGCUAGAAUACGCCAUGGCUGAGCUGAUGCAGAAGCCCCAUGUAAUGGGAAAGCUGCAGGCCGAGGUGAGAAGAGUGAUGCCAAAGGGGCAAGACAUAGUUACUGAAGAGCAACUAGGUUGUAUGCCCUACCUAAAGGCGGUCAUCAAGGAGACACUUCGGCUACACCCUCCAGCACCACUUCUAAUGCCGCAUCUUUCCAUAUCUGAUUGUAAUAUCAAUGGCUACACAAUACCCUCUGGUACUCGUGUCAUAGUCAAUGUAUGGGCUUUGGCCAGGGACUCAAACUAUUGGGAGAACGCCGACGAGUUCAUACCGGAGCGAUUCAUCGUUAACACAUUAGGUGACUACAACGGGAACAAUUUCCAUUUCUUGCCAUUCGGGAGCGGGCGGAGGAUCUGCCCAGGUAUAAACUUUGCAAUUGCCACCAUCGAGAUCAUGCUAGCAAAUUUGGUGUACCGCUUUGACUGGGAGCUACCAGCAGAUCAGGCGGCGAAGGGAGGUAUUGAUAUGACCGAGACGUUCGGGGUGGCUGUGCACCGCAAGGAGAAGCUCCUCCUUAUCCCACAUCUCCAUUUGAGAUGAUUAAUUAACGUAAUUGGAUCUAAGUUUCUACAUAUGUUGUCUUAUUAGUCAAUGACUUAAUAUUGUAUGAUUAUCGCAUUUUGUAAAUAUGCUUGUGCUGAGUGGUGAGCUUGUUGCAACUUGUAAUUAGUUGUAAAAUAAAAAUGUGAAAUGUGGAACACCAAGAUU